This is a messenger RNA of Zonotrichia leucophrys gambelii, 1458 nucleotides long. RefSeq names its product WAP, follistatin/kazal, immunoglobulin, kunitz and netrin domain containing 2 (gene WFIKKN2). Bases 16 to 1458 code for a protein of 480 amino acids. The record is from RefSeq and is a predicted model, not a curated record. The transcript has a single exon. Gene Ontology annotation, biological process: transforming growth factor beta receptor signaling pathway. Gene Ontology annotation, molecular function: transforming growth factor beta binding; receptor antagonist activity; serine-type endopeptidase inhibitor activity. NCBI's taxonomy places the organism in Eukaryota, Metazoa, Chordata, Aves, Passeriformes, Passerellidae.
GUGGCUGCUCGGUACAUGGACAUCAAGGGGAAAAAGGGGCCUGUGGGGAUGCCCAAAGAGGCAACCUGUGACCGCUUCAUGUGCAUCCAGCAAGGCUCAGAGUGCGACAUCUGGGACGGGCAGCCCGUCUGCAAGUGCAAGGACAGAUGUGAGAAAGAACCAAGCUUUACCUGUGCCUCUGAUGGACUCACCUACUACAACAAGUGCUACAUGGAUGCAGAGGCCUGCAUCAAAGGCAUUACACUCAACGUGGUCACCUGUAGGUACCAUCUCACCUGGCCAAACACCAGCCCUAUCCCCCCAGAAACAACAGCUCGCCCUACCACUGCCUAUUCCGAGACAACAGUCAUUGAUAUCCUGCCACCUGCACUGGUGAACAACCCCGUCCAUCAGUCCGUCUACGUGGGAGAGACCGUCAGCUUCCUCUGCGACGUUUCAGGGAGACCCAAGCCAGAAAUCACAUGGGAGAAGCAGGUCGAUGGGAAGGACAAAGUCAUCAUGAAGCCAAACCACGUCAGAGGGAACGUCGUGGUCACCAACAUCGCCCAGCUGGUCAUCUACAAUACGCAGCUGCAGGAUGCAGGAAUCUACACCUGCACUGCCCAGAACACUGGUGGCCUCCUCCGGGCAGAUUUCCCUUUGUCAGUCAUCAGAGGAGAGCCCACAUCCAAGGAAACUUCCCAGAACAAAACACAUUUUCCAACCGAUGAGUGCCUGAAGCAGCCGGACAGCGAAGACUGUGGGGAAGAGCAGACCAGGUGGUACUAUGAUGCCAAGAAAAACAACUGCUUUACUUUCAUCUAUGGGAACUGCAACAGCAAUCUCAACCACUUUGAGACCUACGAGAGUUGCAUGCUAACAUGCAUGAACGGCCCCAUCAACAUCUGCAACCUGCCUGCCCUUCAAGGCCACUGCAAGGCCUACGAGCCUAGGUGGGCCUACAACAGCUUGACAAAGCAGUGCCAGUCCUUUAUCUAUGGCGGGUGUGGAGGCAAUGAGAAUAACUUUGAGAGCCGGGAGGCCUGCGAGGAGAUGUGCCCCUUUCCGAAGAAUACUCACUGCAAGGCCUGCAAGCCCCGCCAGAAGCUGGUGACCAGCUUCUGCAAAAGUGACUUUGUCAUCCUGGGCCGCAUCACGGAGCUGACUGAAGACCAAGACUCAGGACACGCCCUGGUGACAGUGGAGGAGAUUCUCAAGGAUGACAAAAUGGGAUUAAAAUUCCUGGGGAAGGAACCACUAGAAAUCACGCUUUUGAACAUGGACUGGAGCUGCCCAUGUCCCAACAUGACCACAGUGGAUGGCCAGCUCAUCAUCAUGGGGGAUGUCCACAAUGGCAUGGCCAUCCUACAGCCAGACAGCUUUGUGGGCACCUCCAGCAUCCGGCGCGUGCGCAAGCUCCGCGAAGUCAUCCACAAGAAAACCUGUGAGCUUUUGAAAGAGUUCCUGGGAUUGCAUUAA